Molecule: messenger RNA, 2575 nt
Organism: Oldenlandia corymbosa var. corymbosa
Lineage: Eukaryota; Viridiplantae; Streptophyta; Magnoliopsida; Gentianales; Rubiaceae
Source: the annotation of a GenBank genome assembly
CUGUAGCCAUACAGAAAAAAUGCAUGAUAGGAAGGGAAAUACAUUGUACUAUAAUUUUCUUUGCACAAGCGGUUACUAAUUUUGAAUGAAAAGAACAAUAUCAACCUGAUACAAUGAAAAGGCAGAGCUGGCAAAUAAAACCAAAGCAGCCUAUACAAAUCAUGCUGUUUAGUUUCUACUACAGUCUCUUUCGGUCUCUUUAUAGGAACAUUUAAAAGAAUCUCACAUUAGUCAAAUUUCCACUACGAAAUCAGAAUACAUAAGAGUUUAGUUAUCAUGUCUACAUUUUGUCUUGAGCCUCCAAAAUAUUACUAACUCAAAAAAUGCAAAACAAAAUCACACACUUAAUCAUAGUUGUUACACUCGAUAAUUGAUUCAAUUCACUUGGAUACAUUAUGUACACUACUCCGUGGCAAUUACAGGAGUCACGCCAGCGUCAGCAGCUGACAUCAUCGUCCCGACCUGAGAAUUGUAUUUUUUAUAUACAGUAUUUGCAAAGAAAACAAGAAAAACAAUAUAAAUGGAAAUCUUUAUCAAGCACGUGAUUCAAUCACUUGGAAACAACUUGCCCACUUGGGCUCACUAAAAUGAAAUUUCAGAGAACCCGACUAAAUCAAUAAACAAUUCACACAAAAGGCCAAAGAUAUCAAUCUUCAAAAUCCCGCAGGUGCAUUGAAUCAUUUCCCCUCAUCCUUCCCUCUUUCCUCCCCUAUAUAUCCCUUCCCUUUCCAUUUUCUACCAAAAAGUUCCAGAAAAAUAAAAAAUCUGCUUUCUCUCCCCCAAAAACACACUGUACCAGUAGCAUUCCCUUCAAUACAACAAACCCAAAUCCCCAUUUAUUUCCCCAAUUCCUAAAUUGUUGCUGUGUUUUCUCUGGAUACCCAUUCAAUUACUUUUGGGUUCUUCUGAAAAAAUGUAUCAGCAAGUUAUGAAUGAUUAUCAUCUCCCUCCGGCCAGUAAUAAUGUACCGGGGGAUUUUCCGGUGUACUGCCGGAGCUCCAGCUUCAGUAACCUCAUCCCAUGCUUAACCGAAACUUGGGGUGACCUGCCUUUAAAGGUUGAUGACUCGGAGGACAUGGUCAUUUACGGCCUAUUACGUGACGCCGUUAGUGUUGGAUGGAAUCCAUUUAAUCUGGCGUCGGAUGACGCCAGCCUCGAUGUGUUCGACGUCAAAGCCGAGCCCUGUGACGAGUUAUUGGAAGCCACAACCAGCUUCUCUGCAGUUUCUACUGCCGGAAUUGACCAGCAAUUAAUGCCUGCGUCUCCGGCUCCGGUGGCCGGGGCUCCGGCUAAGCAGGCCCACCCGAAAGGUAGGCACUUCAGGGGAGUCAGGCAGCGGCCGUGGGGGAAGUUUGCGGCGGAGAUAAGGGAUCCGGCGAAGAACGGCGCCAGGGUGUGGCUGGGUACAUACGAGACGGCUGAAGAAGCGGCUCUGGCUUAUGACAGAGCGGCUUACAGGAUGAGGGGUUCUAAAGCCUUGUUAAACUUCCCUCACAGAGCUGGAUUGAACGAGCCGGAACCAGUGAGGGUGACGGCUAAGAGAAGGUCGCCGGAACCGGCUGUGUCGGGGGUUUCAUCGGCUUCGGAGAGCGGCUCACCAAAGCGGAGGAGAAAGCCGGUGAAGGCUGAGCAAGCCGAGUCGGAAGUUGAGAGCCAAUCGAAUGUAUUUCCGGUAAGUUGUCAAAUGGCACAAAUGCCAGUUGGCGAACAACUAUUGGUAAGUUAAAAGUGGAGAAAGAAGAAAAGUGACAAAAAGCAAAGAAAUAGUGGUACCAAAACCAAAUACCAACUCCGCCAAAAUGGUUUUUGGAUUGUCCAUCAGCUGUCUAGCAACUUGCCUACCCAACAAAAGGCCGAAGGCUGUACUAUAGUCACUUAGUUUGGGAUAUUGGUUUUGGUAAAUGAAUUUAUCUAUACCUGAGGCGUUUGGGCGUUUGCGGCUUGCCUAAUAUGGUUUACCUUGUUCCGACAUGAGAAGGGUUAAUUUGCACAUGAAAGUGUGAUUAGUUCACUCGUAAGAGUAAAAGGGGAAAAAAAAGGACUACUCUACUAGUUUGGUUUAUUUUGUGUGAAUAGAAAUGAAUUUUGGGUUUUCUAUAGAGUUUUAGUUGGACUUGGCCCUUUAAAUCUCCCAAGGGCCCUUGUAAGCAAUGAAAAUGAAUCAGCUAUUUAGAUGACCGAAUUCCAAAUUUCCCAAUUAUCUUCUCUAUGUGCUAUGUUUGGGCCAUCGAAAUUGUCGUCGUGUCCCAUGACAAAUUCCAAAAGCUGGAUAAAAUGAUUCUGGUCACAAAUAAUCUAGUUUCCCUUGCAUUCAAUAGCUGUAUCCUAAUUCACAAGUGUCUCGAAAGGAGUUCGGACAAUAUUUGAUGUAUUAUGGAACAUGCCUUUGCAACAACUUUUGAUAGUUGUUCUUGAUCAAUUUCUUUUCCAAUUUGAUUAAGUUUUGUAAUAUGGUAGUUCUUGUUUAUUACAACAAAAAAAACUCAUCUACAUUUUCUCAAACCUGCUUGUUGAAUCAAAUGACAAAAAUAAGGGUAGGAUAUAGUCAUAUUUGACUACACUAUCUUAUUACUGC